Molecule: messenger RNA, 1871 nt
Organism: Aegilops tauschii subsp. strangulata
Lineage: Eukaryota; Viridiplantae; Streptophyta; Magnoliopsida; Poales; Poaceae
Product: 3-oxoacyl-[acyl-carrier-protein] synthase I, chloroplastic
Biological process (GO): fatty acid biosynthetic process
Cellular component (GO): mitochondrion
Molecular function (GO): 3-oxoacyl-[acyl-carrier-protein] synthase activity
Source: RefSeq, a predicted model, not a curated record
UCCAGAGACAGAGCCCCCUCCCCGCCUCGUUUCCAUCGCCACCACCCCGCCCGCCCGCCGCCGCCCCCAGCCAUGCAGAGCCUCCUCGUCCCCACCGCCGCGGCCUGCGCGGCGCCGUCGGCGUCGCGCCCCCGGCCGGCCCGCGUCUCCGUCCGCGCCUCGGCGUCGGCCGCCGCGGCGGCCCCGCCCCGGCGGGAGACGGAUCCGAAGAAGCGGGUGGUGAUCACGGGGAUGGGGCUGGUCUCCGUCUUCGGCAACGACGUCGACGCCUACUACGACCGCCUGCUCGCCGGGGAGAGCGGCGUGGGCCCCAUCGACCGCUUCGACGCCUCCAAGUUCCCCACGCGCUUCGCCGGCCAGAUCCGGGGCUUCUCCUCCGAGGGCUACAUCGACGGCAAGAACGACCGCAGGCUCGACGACUGCCUCCGCUACUGCAUCGUCAGCGGCAAGAAGGCGCUCGAGUCCGCCGGCCUCGCGCUCGGCUCCGACGCCAUGGCCAAGAUUGACAAGGCCCGGGCUGGUGUACUUGUGGGGACUGGUAUGGGUGGCCUCCAAGUGUUUUCUGAUGGUGUUCAGAAUCUUCUCGAGAAGGGCUACAGAAAGAUAACUCCUUUCUUCAUCCCAUAUGCCAUAACAAACAUGGGAUCUGCCCUGCUGGGCAUGGACAUUGGCUUCAUGGGUCCAAACUACUCUAUUUCAACUGCAUGUGCUACCUCGAACUACUGUUUCUACGCUGCAGCAAACCAUAUUCGCAAAGGCGAAGCCGAUGUGAUGAUUGCUGGUGGCACUGAAGCCGCCAUUAUUCCGAUUGGUGUUGGUGGGUUUGUUGCAUGUAGAGCACUAUCACAGAGGAACGAUGACCCUAAAACAGCAUCUAGGCCUUGGGACAAGGAGCGUGAUGGUUUCGUCAUGGGUGAAGGAGCUGGAGUACUGGUCAUGGAGAGCUUAGAACAUGCAAUGAAACGUGGUGCACCAAUAGUUGCGGAGUAUCUAGGAGGUGCUGUGAACUGUGAUGCUUACCAUAUGACUGAUCCAAGAGCCGAUGGUCUUGGUGUUUCAUCUUGCAUCAGACAAAGUCUUCAAGAUGCUGGUGUGGCACCAGAGGAGGUUAACUACAUCAAUGCUCAUGCAACAUCCACCCUUGCUGGUGAUCUGGCAGAGAUGAAUGCCAUCAAGCAAGUCUUUAAGGACCCAUCUGGGAUAAAAGUAAACGCAACCAAGUCCAUGAUAGGGCAUUGCCUAGGUGCAGCAGGUGGUUUGGAAGCCAUUGCUACUAUUAAAGCGAUAAACACUGGAUUGGUGCAUCCGAGCAUAAACCAGUUUGACCGGGAGCCUGCGGUUGAAUUUGACACGGUACCCAACGUAAAGGUCGAACAUGAAAUCAAUGUUGGUAUCUCAAAUUCCUUUGGAUUUGGAGGACACAACUCGGUGGUCGUAUUCGCCCCAUUCAAGCCUUAAUGCGGUACAUGCUCGACAAAUCUUGGCCAGAACAGUGAAGGUUUUUUUUUCAGGAAGCUCUUGAGUUAUUUCGAUGUGUUCUCUUCCGGGAAGCAACUGUCGAUCUGACAGCCAGCAACAUUACAAUGAACAGAGGAUCCAAGAUCCAUUGCAUUUUAGAUACACCCAUCUCCGAUUAGAUUUGAGAACACCGUGUAACCUUCUGCAUCGCUUGCAGUCGAUUCUACUUGUUUUCGUGUAAUUUGUCAUGUAGAAACAAACACUAGUUCUUCUGUUCCGUAGAGAGAGUGCAUUGGAGGGCAAGGAGUUUGUCUGUACUACCUGAUCUGGGGGGAAAUCUAUAUUAUCACAAUUUUUUGCUGUUUCCAGUCCCUUUGUUGUAGUCUAAUAAAAACUGUAAUGUUUCAGUCUUA